Molecule: messenger RNA, 1932 nt
Organism: Hemiscyllium ocellatum (epaulette shark)
Lineage: Eukaryota; Metazoa; Chordata; Chondrichthyes; Orectolobiformes; Hemiscylliidae
Gene: hs6st3b
Product: heparan sulfate 6-O-sulfotransferase 3b
Exons: 2
Coding region: 200-1414 (404 amino acids)
Cellular component (GO): membrane
Molecular function (GO): heparan sulfate 6-sulfotransferase activity
Source: RefSeq, a predicted model, not a curated record
UGACAGCGGACGAGGUUCCCUGUUGUUAUUUAUAAACGGACGGAUCGAACGACAGGGGAACUGAGAUCGCGCUCACAUCACCUGCACAGGAAGAUGCUGAACGGGAAUGUUACUAGGCGCCAGCAAAUGCAGUCUUGUGUGGGAGAUGCCAUGGCUGGUUAGCGCUUCUGUCGAUCGAUAAGGAAAGCUUGCGGGAAACAUGGAUGAGAAAUGUAACAGGCGGCUGCUGUUGCUGGUAUUGGUCGUCUUGUUUGUGGUGAUCAUUUUCCAGUAUGUUUGCCCUGGAGCCAGUUCCUGCCGAAUGCAAUGGGGGGACAGAGCCCUGGACUUUGGGCUGUCUCCCCUUGGUCAGCGUCCGGGGGCGGAGGAGCGGAGGUUCCAGGGUGCCUUCAAUUUCACCGAGCGGGAUCUCUGGAGGCGGCUGGAUUUUGACAUCAAAGGGGACGACGUGAUCGUCUUCUUGCACAUACAGAAGACCGGCGGCACCACUUUCGGGAGGCAUCUGGUGCGGAACAUCCGGUUGGAGCAGCCCUGUGACUGUCGGGCCGGACAGAAGAAAUGCACUUGCCACCGGCCAGGCAAGAGAGAGAGCUGGCUGUUCUCCAGGUUCUCCACCGGCUGGAGCUGUGGGCUGCAUGCAGAUUGGACCGAGCUGGUCAACUGUGUGCCAGCCCUCAUGGAGAACCCACAGCAACGAGACACUCACAGGAACUUCUAUUACAUAACAAUGCUCAGAGACCCCGUAUCCCGCUUUUUAAGCGAAUGGAGGCAUGUCCAGAGAGGAGCUACCUGGAGGGCUUCAUUACACAUGUGUGAUGGCCGGACCCCUACACCGGAUGAGCUUCCGACCUGCUACGUAGGGGAUGACUGGUCAGGCUGCAGUUUGCAGGAGUUUAUGGAUUGCCCUUACAACCUGGCCAACAAUCGCCAGGUCCGCAUGCUGGCUGACCUGAGCCUGGUGGGUUGUUACAACGUCUCCACCAUGGGAGCCAGCAGGCGCAAUGAAAUACUCUUGCACAGCGCCAAGACUAACCUGAAGGACAUGGCCUUCUUCGGACUGACCGAGUUCCAGAGGAAGACCCAGUGUCUGUUUGAAAGAACCUUUCAGCUGAAGUUCAUUUCUCCGUUCACACAACUCAACAGCACCCGGGCGGCCAGUGUGACGCUGGACCGGCAAACCCGGCGGCACAUAGAGCAGCUCAACUUCCUGGAUGUGCAGCUCUAUGACUACGCGAAGGAUCUCUUCCUGCAGCGUUUCCAGUACAUGAGGCAGAAGGAGCGCCAGGAAGAGAAAAGGAAGCGCCAGGAGCAACGCAGAGCACAUCGCCUGAAACAGGGAACACACAGGUCCCCAAAAAUUCACACAGAGAGCGUGAUGACAGAUGACUAUGCAAGUCUGGUGGAAAGGUGGUGACUGGUUCUCAUCCGCUCCCUUCAGUCAUUCAUCCUGGGUAAUUAACGUUGUGACCACAAAUGUUGGGUCCAUGUGAGAGGACAGUAUUUUACAUGAAAUGUGCAAUACCAUCACCCUGUGCGAUCACAGUAAACCUGUCGAGUUAUCUUUGUCUUUAACUCCAGUGUAACCUUCAUGUCUACAUCCCACCCAGUUCCCAGCCCCAUCUCACUCGUGCAUUCUUGCUGUUUACCCUCGGUUCAGUUUUUGUUAUGGGAGAUUUAGAGUCGAACUUGCUCUCAAGGUUAUGAAGAGAUUGUAAAAAUUUCAUUCAGUUGUCCAAGGUACUUUGUCAGAAAGCAGGCAAAGCAGGUCUAAAGAUAAUACAUGGAACAAUAGAUAUGUGACAAUACACCCAGGCAUCAGAUCAAAUUCACCACCAAAAUAGGUUUGUCUGUUAUUGCUAUAUUAACAAGAUCAAAUAAAAAAAGAAUUUUGAAGUUAGCACAAUAUUGUGACUUUUUUUAAUGCUCGUGUUA